Messenger RNA from Pocillopora damicornis (cauliflower coral), 2065 nucleotides. RefSeq names its product protoporphyrinogen oxidase. Gene Ontology annotation, molecular function: protoporphyrinogen oxidase activity, oxygen as acceptor. Gene Ontology annotation, cellular component: mitochondrial inner membrane. Gene Ontology annotation, biological process: heme biosynthetic process. The record is from RefSeq and is a predicted model, not a curated record. NCBI's taxonomy places the organism in Eukaryota, Metazoa, Cnidaria, Anthozoa, Scleractinia, Pocilloporidae.
AUGGCGGUCACAGGUGUAGGGCAAAUAUCACUUUCCUCACGAAAAUUUGCCAUUCUCGGUGGAGGAAUAUCUAGCCUAGCCGCCGCUUAUCACCUACUGGAUAAAGUGAAAGACCCGAGUAACAUAACAGUUCUUGAAUCUAGCGAGAGAGUUGGGGGAUGGAUGCAAAGUUGCUCUACGGAGAACGGGGCUGUUUUCGAGUUAGGCCCGAGAAGUAUUAGGCCCGCAGGCAAUGCCGGGAGAGCAACCCUUAAAAUUGUUCAUGAUCUGGGCUUGGAGAAAAAUGUUCUCUCAGUUUCUUCAAGUCAUCCUGCAGCAAGGAGUAGAUUUAUAUACUCUCGUGAAAAACUGCAUCAGCUUCCCUCUGGAGUUAUAUCAAUAAUAAAAAGACAAUCUUUGUUUUCUAAAUCAUUACUACCUACUAUAAUUAGAGAACCAUUUGUGAGAGGAAAGCAAGAUCAUGAGGAUGAAAGCAUUUAUAAUUUCUUCAAAAGAAGGAUGAAUGAAGAGGUAGCGGAGUAUCUCAGUGAUCCACUCUGUAGAGGCAUCUUUGCUGGUGACUCUCGUUUGCUGAGCCUUCAGUCAUGUUUUCCUGCUGUGCAUCAGUACGAGAAUCAACAUGGUUCCAUAAUCAAAGGAGCUUUCUUUACAAAAGAAGUCUCCGACCCCUCUGUUAUGAGUCCAUUGGCAAUGAGGGCUAAAGAAGAACGAUGGAGCACUUGGUCGCUCAAGGGCGGUUUGCAGACACUAUCUGACAAACUACUUGAAGUAUUAAUACAGCGGGGAGUGAACGUCAAAAUGACCUCACCUUGUACAGCUGUGAAUUUUAACCCUGACGGCAAACUGAGAGUAGCAUGGCCCAAUGAGGAGCUAACAGUAGAUCACGUGAUGAGCGGCAUACCAGCUGAGAGACUCGCAACUAUUUUACCCGAAGACUGCCUGGAAUUAACAUCGGAGUUGAAAAAUAUAAACAGUACAACAGUAGCUGUGGUCAAUCUUGAGUACGAAGGAAAUGUAGUGCCCGUGGAGGGGUUUGGGUAUUUAGCUCCUUCCUCUGAACCAUUGAAAGUUCUCGGGAUUAUCUUUGACUCCUGCGCCUUCCCUGAAAAUGAUCGACCCGGAGGAAAAACUACACGAUUAACUGUCAUGAUGGGAGGUCACUGGUUCAAUUCCCUAUUUGGAGAUCCUAACUCAGUAGACCCCAGUCAUCUACAAGACGUUGCGGAAGAAGCUGCCGAAAAAACGCUCGGCAUCCGAACUAAACCGACGAGUUGUUUGACCACUGUGCAAUAUGACUGUAUACCUCAGUACACCUUGGGUCAUUCUUAUCGUUUGAAAAACAUUUUCGACUUCAUUGAGAAACGCAAGCUACCUCUUUCUCUGAUCGGAUCAUCAUAUAAUGGUGUUAGCGUAAAUGACUGCAUUUAUAAUGCUCAGCGCGCUGUAGAACGAAUUUUGGCAGCGAAUUGAUAAAGGUUCGAACUCUAGUUAGCAAAUAUCGUAGACUACCUCGUAGAGGUAGGUUCAUCGUAGUACAUCGUUGUAGUCUGGUUUUGUAUGAUUCUGCGAGUGUGAAUGGAACCAAACGCAUAAAUGUCGUUUGGACAGUGAGGGACUAAGCCGAACCCACGAAAAAACAAACCAAGUUUCUUUUCUAGCACGAAGCACCUUGUCUCGUGCCAUUCUCUUAUCCACUCAAUCCACUGUAGCAAAAAGCUAUCGCCUAAUGUUGGUAAAGAAAAGAGGGUUGACGGUCCACAAAUACUAUCUUUGCCGAUAAUAUUUUUUUCUUGUCACUACUGGUCUAGACAACAAGGUCAUAAGUCAGAGUUCGACAGAAAGCCAUCUGGGUUUCAGAAUUUUCCCGGGGAUGGUAUGUGAAGUACUCGUUUGAGGUCAUUUUUAUGGACAGAACAUUUAAGCAAUUGAUGAUAAAUAAAUGGAUACAUAUUUUGUUUAAUACAUUUAGAAGGCGUAGCCAUGUGAUCAUUUCUGUGAACAGUUAGAAAUUGUAACAAAGAGAAUGAACAUGUUUUAAUUAAGGAUAAACAGAUAUUCUUGAUUA